Molecule: messenger RNA, 951 nt
Organism: Polypterus senegalus (gray bichir)
Lineage: Eukaryota; Metazoa; Chordata; Cladistia; Polypteriformes; Polypteridae
Product: olfactory receptor 13D1-like
Exons: 1
Coding region: 1-951 (316 amino acids)
Biological process (GO): G protein-coupled receptor signaling pathway
Cellular component (GO): membrane
Molecular function (GO): G protein-coupled receptor activity; olfactory receptor activity
Source: RefSeq, a predicted model, not a curated record
AUGAAGGACCUCAACGGGACAGAACGUGCAGUCAAAGAAUUCUAUCUGGUGGGCGUCCCGGGACUUCAGGACCGCCAGAAUCUUCUGUGCAUUGUGUUUCUGCUACUCUACAUGGCAGUGAUGGCUGGUAACCUCCUGAUGCUGUACCUGGUGCUCCUGGACCAGAGGCUCCACACUCCCAUGUACUUCUUCCUCUGUCACUUAUCUGUCUUAGAUGUCCUCCUGUCGACUCUCAUCCUACCAAAAAUGAUGGCCGUCUUCUUGCUUGAGGACAGACUCAUUUCUUUUGCCGGAUGUUUCCUGCAGAUGUAUUUGAUUCUGGCAUCUGGAAGUACAGAAUACUUAAUCAUGAUAGUCAUGGCCUACGACCGAUACGUUGCAAUUAUGAAGCCGCUUCACUACCAUCUCAUUAUCAACGGUAAAGUCUGCGUUGUGUUGACCACUGUAGCCUGGGCCCUGGGGUACACGGCCCCUCUACUCCAUGUCCUCGAUGCCAUGUCACUUCCAUACUGCGGCCCCAAUAUCGUGCAGUACUGCUACUGCGACUACUCUUCAGUGGCGUCCCUGGCGUGUGCAGAUGUUACCGAUGUUUUGAAAAAGGCAAAUGUUGCUGCCAUGUGUGUUGUAAACAUCCCCCUGGCACUUAUACUUGGAUCAUAUUUCAUAAUAAUCCUACAUAUUUACUCCCGGAGUACGGAAGACUGCAAGAAAGCUUUUUCCACGUGCGCCUCCCAUUUGUUCAUUGUGUCCGUUUCUUACUUCUCGACUGAUUUGCUGUAUAUAACAGCUGUGACUGGCAGCGUGUCUGCCGAUAACCGAGUCAUAAUGGGAGUGUUAAGUUACUUGCUGACGCCGCUAUUGAACCCCAUCGUUUACAGUCUGAGGAAUAAGCAAAUCAAGCAGGCCUCCGAGAAAUAUCUUACCUUCUCGUGCGGAUCCAAAACUCUUUAG